AUGGCAGGCACACAGCGCUACAUGCGCUACAUCGUCUUUGCCUUCAUCGUGCUUAUGCUUAUCUUCUUCUUCUCUUCGUCCGAUGUCCCUACGAGCCGCCUGCAGAGCGCCAGCGAGAUCAUAAAGGAGCAGGGCUCCAAAUGGAAGGGCUCUGGUGCCUCGACCGAGCCUGGCUCCAACGAGCUUCCCGUCGUCAACUCUCCCGGCCACUCCGGCAGCUCGUCCCAGGGCACCACCCCGAAUACUCCUACUCAAUUGACCGGCACCGCCCCCGGCGAGCGUAUGAACGCCACCUUUGUCACUCUGGCCCGUAACUCGGACGUCUGGGAGAUUGCUCGCUCCAUUCGCCAGGUCGAGGACCGCUUCAACCGCAAGUUCAACUACGACUGGGUCUUCCUGAACGACGACGACUUCGAUGAGAACUUCAAGCGCGUCACCACCUCGCUCGUGUCCGGUAACACCAAGUACGGCAAGAUCGACACCGACCAGUGGUCUUUCCCGCCCUGGAUCGACACCAACAAGGCCGCCAAGGUCCGUGACGAGAUGAAGCAGAAGCAGAUCAUCUACGGCGACUCCAUCAGCUACCGCCACAUGUGCCGCUACGAGUCUGGCUUUUUCUUCCGUCACCCGUUGAUGCUCGACUACGAGUGGUACUGGCGCGUCGAGCCCAGCAUCGAGCUCUUCUGCGACAUCAACUACGACACCUUCAAGUUCAUGGCCGACAACAAGAAGAAGUACUCUUUCGUGCUUAGUCUGUACGAGUACGUCGAGACUAUUCCCACUCUCUGGGACAGCGUCAAGGGUUUCAUGCAGAAGUAUCCCCAGCACAUCGCCAAGGACAACUCCAUGGCUUUCCUCAGCGACGAUGACGGCAAGACCUACAACCACUGCCACUUCUGGUCCAACUUCGAGAUCGGUAACCUCAACUGGCUCCGCAGCGAGGCUUACAUUGACUUCUUCACGCACCUUGACCACGAUGGCGGUUUCUUCUACGAGCGUUGGGGCGACGCGCCUGUGCACUCGAUCGCUGCUGGUCUUAUGCUCAACAAGGACGAGAUCCACUUCUUUGAUGAUAUUGCCUACUACCACGUCCCUUUCACCCACUGCCCGACUAGCCAGAAGACACGCACUGACAACAAGUGCCACUGCAACCCUGGUGACAACUUCGACUGGAACGGCUAUUCCUGCACUGCACGCUUCUUUGAAGUCAACAAUAUGGAGAAACCAGAGGGGUACGAAAAGCAGCAAUAA
Molecule: messenger RNA, 1251 nt
Organism: Lasiodiplodia theobromae
Lineage: Eukaryota; Fungi; Ascomycota; Dothideomycetes; Botryosphaeriales; Botryosphaeriaceae
Product: Glycosyl transferase family 15
Exons: 3
Coding region: 1-1251 (416 amino acids)
Biological process (GO): protein O-linked glycosylation; cell wall mannoprotein biosynthetic process; protein N-linked glycosylation
Cellular component (GO): Golgi apparatus; membrane
Molecular function (GO): alpha-1,2-mannosyltransferase activity
Source: RefSeq, a predicted model, not a curated record